Messenger RNA from Postia placenta MAD-698-R-SB12, 969 nucleotides. RefSeq lists its product as hypothetical. Gene Ontology annotation, biological process: intracellular signal transduction. Bases 1 to 969 code for a protein of 322 amino acids. The transcript is spliced from 8 exons. Gene Ontology annotation, molecular function: protein serine/threonine kinase activator activity. NCBI's taxonomy places the organism in Eukaryota, Fungi, Basidiomycota, Agaricomycetes, Polyporales, Adustoporiaceae. The record is from RefSeq and is a predicted model, not a curated record.
AUGAACUUCUUCAAAUCCAAGCCGCGCACCCCACCAGAUCUUGUCCGAGGGCUGCGAGACGCACUCCCCAAGCUCGAUGCGGGGCCGCCAGGAACGGAGAGCAGGAGAAAGAAUCUCCAGCAGAUCAAAGCGAUCUUGUAUGGUGAUGGCGACCCGCUACCAGAACUGGUCGCACAGCUAGCCCAAGAGGUCUACGCCACAGAUCUUCUAUACCAGCUAUUGCUGAAUAUUCGCCGGCUCGAAUUUGAGGCCCGCAAGGAUGUUGUCCAGAUAUUCAACAACCUGCUUCGACGGCAGAUCGGUGCCCGCUUCCCGACGGUGGAGUACCUGAACACUCAUCGAGAGGUCUUGUUCGCUGCGUUCGAUGGGUACAGGGAUGAGGACGUGGCGUUGAACACAGGCAUGGUUCUUCGUGAGAUGCUCCGGCACGAGCCGCUCGCACGAAUACUGCUGCACUCUGACCAAUUUUAUACGUUCCCUCAUUAUAUUGAGACGACGACGUUUGGCGUUUCCUGCGAUGCAUUUGCGAAUCUCAAGGAGACCCUCACGCGCCACAAGACAAUGGUUGCAGAAUACCUGGACAAGAAUUAUGACCGAUUCUUCAAUUCUUUCACCACGUUGAUCAUGUCAAACAACUACGUCACGAAGCGACAGUCACUCAAGUUGCUCGGCGAGAUCCUCCUUGACCGAGCUAACUUCACAGUGAUGACACGCUACAUCGCUAGCGAGGCUAACCUGAAGAUGAUGAUGAACUUGCUCAGAGACAAGAGCAAGAACAUCCAAUUCGAGGCUUUCCAUGUAUUCAAGGUCUUCGUGGCAAACCCCAAGAAACCGCCACAGAUAGAGACCAUCUUGCGGCGGAACAAGGACAAGCUGCUGGCUUUCCUGAAGACCUUCCACAACGACAAAGAGGACGAGCAAUUUACGGACGAGAAGCAGUUCCUAAUCGUUCAGAUACAGAGCCUCUGA